CGUAGCGCGCCAAUCUGAUCUGAAACACCCGCUUUUCACUAUCAGGUACUUCGGCUGGGAUCCCGAGGUCCACAAGCCGGACACGCCAUCAAACCGGCGGCAUCAGCAUGAUGGACGCAAUCAGAGUCAGUCCCCAGGGAGGCAGCCCGCUGUUCUCAAAGCUUCCGGCCGAGAUCAGAGCCGAGAUCUUCGCCUUAGCUUUGAGAGCGGCCGACGACACAUCAAAACCCUACAGGCCUGAUCGCGUUUUCUACAGGCCAGGCUACCACCACCAUAAGAAGACGAAUUGCGCAUUGCUUCGCACCUGCAAACGGAUCUACGGGGAGACUCGCCUUCUGCCAGUGUCCGUGAAUGAGCAUAUCUUCUGGCUCUUCAAUGGGCCCUGGUUGUCAAUUGGGCGGGGAAACAGGCACACAUCCAGAUGGAAUGACUUGGUCCUGCGUCUGAACGAAGACCAGAAGAGCGCAAUCCAGCUCGUUCACAUCUUCGCUCAACAGUGCAAUCUCGAAAGCCUCCCUAACUUUUUUGGCUGGCGGGCCUUCACAUUCAGGACCUCGUGCUUACAUAUAACUAUCCGUCACUCCGAUUGGUGGUCAUGGGAGAGCCCUCCAGCAAGCAGCGACCGUCUAGGUAUUUGCCCAUGGCGAGAGAAUAGGACAUCGUGUCAGCAGAUGCUGGCUGAACCAACACAACCGAGCCUCGAAUACAUCAAGUCACGUAUCGAGAGAUUGACGACGUGGGGCGGCCAGGUCUGCCAGAUCGAGGGGCUGAAGGUACUCAAGAUGGAGUUUGAGACCGAUAAGGCUAAGAAGUCACAGCUAAAGGUGGUUACAGAACGAGCAAAAGGGUGGAAAUUUCCCCUGACCAGGGAAGAGACUGCAUUGAUAUGGACAGGCAAACUCGAAGAAUCCUCUUGGGAAGGUCUGAAAAAGCUCAAGGAUGAUUACCAGGUGUUGAAGGAAAAGCCCAUCGCGGACGAUCUGCCAAAGCGGAAGUAUUAUGUGGUCACAAUGACUUGGGAGGCUGUCCCCACCUCGAGGCUAGCGUCGUGAGGGCUCGCAUUGACC
This is a messenger RNA of Exophiala xenobiotica, 1067 nucleotides long. RefSeq lists its product as uncharacterized. Bases 108 to 1052 code for a protein of 314 amino acids. NCBI's taxonomy places the organism in Eukaryota, Fungi, Ascomycota, Eurotiomycetes, Chaetothyriales, Herpotrichiellaceae. The transcript has a single exon. The record is from RefSeq and is a predicted model, not a curated record.